Molecule: messenger RNA, 6968 nt
Organism: Panicum virgatum (switchgrass)
Lineage: Eukaryota; Viridiplantae; Streptophyta; Magnoliopsida; Poales; Poaceae
Exons: 10
Coding region: 4890-6698 (602 amino acids)
Biological process (GO): maturation of LSU-rRNA; maturation of 5.8S rRNA
Cellular component (GO): Las1 complex; preribosome, large subunit precursor
Molecular function (GO): endonuclease activity
Source: RefSeq, a predicted model, not a curated record
CCGGAAGCUCCCUGCUCCCUACGAAAAUCAGCUGAUUAGCUGUCCGCCUGUCCCCUUCAGCAAGUCAAAAACUAGCUCCCCCAGUCCUUUCCUGCGGCUUUAAACGAGGGAAGCUUCCUCACUCACCAGUCACCACUUACCAACAUCCUGUUCAACGAAUCUGCAUUGAACUAUCACCACUACUCCACUAGAACUUCUUUUCUCGGAAAUUUUCAGAUAGUCUUCAAGAAAACCUCUGUGCACCGUGCUACAGAACAAAAAACCGACAUGGGCAAGGAGCAGGUUGCUUCAAUCGUACGGAAAAAAAAGUUGCGGACGACCUUUCCCAUCAGAGGAGCAGAUUGUUUACAUAUCUUGUUUCCACAUGGACGAGCUCCACUUGCUAGUGAUGCUUGGAGUAUCGAAAUUGAAUGGAAAAGGCCAUCCGCCAUCUUCAGGUCAACAUGUCAACACACGCUUUGGCUCUCUGGGAGUGUGAACACCUUUCAGCUUUCCCCCACUUCAUGCUUCCAACUAAUAAUUGAAACAAACCAAGAUUCAGGCAAGGAGAGAGGAAACACUGAAGGUCUGAAGCAUACUCCCAUGGCUGCAGAAGCAAUUUUGGGAGCCUUCAUGCAGAUCCUCUUCCAGAAAUUUUCAGAAGUAGCUCUUGAUCAGUUCAGAUCUUAUAAAGGCAUCCAAGGCAAACUAGAUGCCCUCUCUUGCACCCUCUCUCAAUUGCAGGCCUUCCUCGACGAUGCAGAGGCAAAGAAGUUGGCAGAUGCAUCUGUGAGGGGAUGGCUAGCAAAGCUCAAAGAUGUAGCUUACGACAUUGAUGAUCUACUGGACAGCUAUUCAGCGAAGAGUAUGCACCUGAGGCAGAGGCAGAGGCAGAGGCAGAUGAGGCUUCCCACAAAGGCAAGUGUCGGUUCUCCCAGCUCUUUCUUGCGUAGGAAUCUACAUCAAUAUAGAAUAAAGCAACAGAUUAGCAGCAUAUUGGCGAGGUUGGAAAAGAUUGCAAAAGAACGGGAGACUAUUGGGCUCCAGAUGUUAGGCGGAAUGAGUAGGUCUGAGACCUUAGAGCGACCGCAGACGAGUUCCCUUGUAGACAGUUCAGCUGUAUUCGGCAGAGAGGCAGACAGGGAGGAAAUUGUAAGGCUUGUGCUGUCUGACAGUGGACAUAAUUCCUGCAAUGUUUGUGUCAUACCAGUUGUAGGCAUGGGGGGCCUUGGUAAGACCACUAUUACACAGAUUGUGUACAAUGACGAGAGAGUGAAAGAACACUUUCAAUUGAGGAUAUGGAUUUAUGUUUCCGAAAGUUUUGACGAGAGAAAGAUAACACAAGAAACUCUUGAGUCUGCUGACUAUGACCAAUCCUUGGCCAGUACUAACAUGAACAUGCUUCAAGAAACACUACACAGAGUACUACAGGGCAAAAAGUAUUUGCUUGUCUUGGAUGACGUCUGGAAUGAAGACCGUGACAAAUGGUUCAGCUAUAGAGCGGCUUUACUUUCAGGAGGUUCCGGAAGCAAGAUAGUGGUAACAUCACGAAAUGAGAAUGUCGGCAGAAUAAUGGGAGGAAUAGAGCCCUACAAGCUACAACAACUAUCAGAUGAUGAUAGCUGGUCUGUAUUCAAGAACCAUGCAUUCAGGGAUGGUGACUGCAGCAUACAUCCAAAGUUGGAGGUGAUAGGCAAGGACAUUGUAAAGAAGCUGAAGGGACUACCUCUUGCAUCAAAGGCGUUAGGGAGUCUCCUCUUUUGCAUAACAGAUGAAGAAGAGUGGAAGCACAUACUAAACAAUGAUAUAUGGGAACUAUCAGCAGAGAGGAAUAACAUACUGCCAGCUCUACGGCUAAGCUACAACCACUUGCCACCACAUCUCAAGCAGUGCUUUGCGUUUUGUUCUGUGUAUCCCAAAGAUUACAUCUUCAGGAGAGAGAAGUUGGUUAAGAUUUGGCUAGCACUUGGUUUCAUCAGGCAAUCUAGCAAGAAGAGACUGGAGGAUACAGGCAAUGGAUACUUUAAUGAGCUACUAAGCAGAUCUUUCUUCCAGCCUUACAAGGAUAACUAUGUCAUGCAUGAUGCAAUGCAUGACCUUGCUAAGUCUAUCUCCAUGGAAGACUGUGACCAAUUUGAGCAUGAAAGGAGACAUGAGAAUGCUAUCAAGAUCCAUCAUCUUUCAUUACCAUGCAAGGAUGGCAAGUGCAUGCAGUCUGAUCCACUUUAUCUUUAUAGGAAGUUAAGGACACUAAUCAUUAUGCAUGGACACAAGUCUAAGAUGUCUCAACUGCCUAGUGGUGUAUUUAUAAAACUUCGAUUUAUUAGAGUGCUUGAUAUGCAUGGAAUAGGUCUUAAAGAGCUACCAGAAUCUAUAGGAAAUUUGAAACAGCUGCACUUCCUAGACCUCACCAGUACAGAAAUCGAAACAUUACCCGAAACUAUUAUUCAGCUCUAUAAUCUGCAAAUACUGAAACUGAGUGACUGCAAUUCACUAAGAGAAGUGCCAAAAGGCAUCACUAAGCUCACUAACAUGCGGCACUUAGAGGCAAGCACAAGGCUAUUGUCCAGGAUACCUGGAAUUGGAAGUUUGAUCUGCCUCCAGGAACUGGAGGAAUUUGUUGUCCGGAAGUGCCAAGGAUACAAGAUCACAGAAUUGACGAACAUGGACCAGCUUCAUGGACAGCUUUCAAUUCGUGGCCUUAACAAUGUAGUUGAUGGACAAGAGGCACUUGUAGCAAAGCUGAGGACCAAAGAACAUCUUCGAACUUUACACCUCAUAUGGGAUGAGAACUGCACAACAAUUCCUUCAGAACAACAAGAAGAGGUCCUAGAAGGUCUUCAACCACAUCUUGAUCUCAAGGAGUUAAUGAUCAAAGGAUUCCCAGUGGUGAGGUUCCCUAGCUGGCUGGUUAGUUCAUCUCUUCCUAAUCUGCAAACCGUUCACAUAUGUAAUUGCAAAAGCAAGGUUCUUCCACCUCUAGGUCAACUUCCUUUUCUUAAAAAUCUCGAUAUAGCGGGAGCAACUGAGGUCACACAACUUGGACAUGAGUUCACAGGAUUUGGUCAACCAAAAUGUUUUCCAGCUUUAGAAGAACUCCUAUUGGAAGACAUGCCGAACUUGAGAGAGUGGAUGUUUGAUGAUGCUGAGCAGUUGUUUCCUCAAUUAACUGAACUUGGUAUUUUCAGGUGCCCAAAGCUGAAGAAGUUACCCCCUCUUCCAUCAACGCUGACAUCGUUAACUAUAUAUGAAUCUGGACUCGAGUCACUUCCGGAGCUUCAAAGUGGAGUCAGUCAAUCUUCUCUAACAUCUCUGUACAUAAAUGAUUGCCCAGAUCUAACAUCCUUGCGUGUCGGCUUGCUUGCAUGCAAACUGGCAGUUCUCAAGAGUCUAACAAUAGCCCACUGUGAACGGCUAGUUUCACUGCCAGAGGAGUGUUUCCGUCCUCUUAUAUCACUACAGAGCCUGCAUAUCUAUGAGUGCCCUUGUCUGGUGCCUUGGACAGCGCUUGAGGGAGGCUUGCUUCCCACUUCAAUAGAAGAUAUCCGUCUAAACUCAUGCUCUCAAUUAUCAUGUGUGCUUCUAAACAGCCUAAGAUAUCUUCCUCAUCUCAAGCAUUUUGAGAUUGCUGACUGCCCUGAUAUCAGUAACUUCCCAGUGGCGGGCUUACCUCAUACACUUCAAUUCUUGAAGAUAUCAUGCUGUGAUGAUCUCCAGUGUUUGCCUUCAAGCCUGUAUGAAGUCUCCUCACUCGAAACACUAUUCAUUGACAACUGUCCUGCAAUUGAAAGCUUGCCAGAAAAAGGCCUUCCCAGUGGGCUCAAGGAACUCUACAUUAAACAAUGCCCCCUAAUCAACCAACGGUGCAAAGAAGGCGGGCUGGAUCGAGGCAAGAUUGUUCGUAUCAGAGACAUUGAGAUAGAUGGAGAUGUUAUUGUACCUGAUCAGAUAUAGAAGGUGGAACUUUUGCUCAGUGAUUUUGAUGAUGCACAACAAAGGCUAUCAUCUCCAGUAACAUAACGAACUGGGUGCACCGGACAAUGCGAGCAGCGGAAGGAGGACGCCGGCAGCACUGGUGGUACUAGCUCCGGCGUCGCGAACGCGGUCGCCUGCGCGCAUCCGCCCCGGCGAGGUCACGCUGGCAGGAGGGCCGCACGCCGCUAGAAUGUGCCUGGGCCUGGGCGGCGGUGCUCCUUAACUCCUCUGGUCAAGUUGCAACUUGCAGAGAACACCCUACCUGCUACCAACGCUUACAUUGUGGUCCCACGAGCCAGUGAGUCAGGCUCCUGCCUAACCAAAACUGUGCGGCCCCACCGGCCAGUUGCCAGGCAGUGGCGGAUCCAGAGGGUAGGUAGACCCAGGAGUACCCUGGAUUUGGCCCAAAAAGAUUAAUAAUAUGGCCCAAACUCAAGAAAUGAGCAAAUAGCCCACUAAUGGCCCAAAAUACAUCUGCUCCCCUAGGCCUUGACCUGACCGAGAGGCGCAUCGCCAUAGCCCAUAGCCCAUAGCAUUACGUAUUUACGUUGUUGGAGUUCGCGACCUGCCCACCGCGCCUCUUCUUCCCAGGCGCUGAAGCGCCGCCGCCCCGCGCCCGCCCUCCGCCCUCCGCCUUCCUUACCUCCGCGGCCCCUUCUUGCUAUCCUCCUGCUGCACCUCCUCCGCCUGCGCCGGUCGCUGCUGCCGUGCUCCCUGCUCUCCCUCGCGGCCCCGCCUCGGAGUGCCAAGCUGCCGCCGGACGGCCGGAGCUAGGGUUUCGGCCAAAAAUCGCUGCGGCCAGGGCGCCGGUCGGUUCGCCGUCUUCGUUUCUAUCAUCUCAUUCAGUGGACUACCCCAGGUUUGAAUGCUGGUUCUGCCACUGUCGCACGGCGACAGGUUUAGUCGGGUUCAGACUCUCGCUUGUCUCGCUUCCCAUGGCGGCGGCAGAGGUGGCGCCGGUGCCCGAAGCAAGCGGCUUCUAUGCUGGUGCCGGCGGCCUCUCCACCGGCCGGAAGCUGGUGCCGUGGUCGAGCUGGGCAGAAUGGAGCUUCGUGCGCGACGGCCUCUUCUCUCCCUUCCCCGCAGCCGCUCUUCGCAGGAUCGCUGCGUGGCGGAGCAGGGGCUCCGUCGUGAUCCCCGUGGACGUUACCGCAGCCUUCGUCGAGAUACGGCUGCGGGAUCCCUUCUUCCGGAGCGGAUUAGCUGGUGAUGAUGCCAUGGAGUCAGAGGAAAUGCUCGUGAUGCUGUACAGUAUGGCAAUCAUGAGGCUUGUAAAUGGUUUUGUGGAGAAUCAACAUAAGAAAACUGGCCGUUCAAUAUCUGAACUAGCUGAGGCUGUUGGAAUACCACGAGUUCUGGUGGACAUUCGCCAUGAAAGUUCCCAUCGCAACCUUCCCUCCCUGCGACUGUUACGCCUGGCAAGUAUUAAGGCAUUUGAUUGGUUGAAGUGUAUUUACUGGGAUCGCCAGACUAAUUCCAUUCCUGAUGUUCAAGUGGAACUGAGGUCAAGAUUGCAUGAGAUUUCUUCCUUUCUGAAGGAGAAUGAUUCAAAAGAAUCAAAAUCAGGUUCCAAAAGGAAACGUUCUGAGAAACUGAUUAUCAAAGCCAUAAAGUACACUCGACGGCUAUACUAUGCUUGUCCCUUUGAGGUUGUCUCUAUUCUACUGGAUCAUAUGCAACUGGAUGCUCCAGAGUCCCCUGAAAGCAGUGACAUGCAAGAAAUUCAUAGUUUGGGUGUUUAUCACUCAUCUGACACUCAAAUAUCAAACAGUGAUAUGAAAACUAUCAUAAUGAAACUUUCAGAGAAAGAACCAAGAUUGUUGCUUAGUGUACUGAAGUUAGUAAUUGAAAUGAUCGAAGCCAAGGAAGAACUCACAAACAAAGGUGAAUCUUACGCUUUUCAACCAGUUGGGCCAUCUAAAGUGAAAAGGCUAUGUUCCUUGGUUCUAUGGCUUGUCAAGAGCAUAAAAGAGCUCAAGGUUUCAGGCUACAUUGGGCUUGUUCAUGAGAUAGGAGUACUUUCUUCAGACAAGAAUGCAGUUCCUCGUUUUUGCCUCGCAAAACUUCUACGGAAGUUACUGAAUCUAUCCACUCUAGGUGAAAGAUGUAUCAUAGAUGCAGCGCUGCUGUUGAUUGAGAUGGUCAACAGUAACAGUGUGAAGGAGAAAUUGAGGAAACUUCCUGUGUUGUCUUUGCCUAGGUUUGCUAAAGUUUCUUCCCUCCCACAAUCAAGAACCGAAUGCAAUGAACAGGGAUCACUUGAAAAGGCAACAGAGAUGCUGGAAAUGUUCAAGUUGCAGUUGAAGGGGCAGAAGAAUGCAUGCUUUACAGAAACUGGCACCACUGAAGGACCAUUCAACACAAGCACACCAGAGAAACAUAAUAGAUGGUCUGUUGCAAAGUCAUGGACUCCCUGUCCAAUAGGAACAAUACCCUGCUCAUUUAGUUCAUGUGUUGUUCUUCCUGCCUUAGAUGUUGUGGAUCAUGGACUGGAGGUUGCCACAUUAGAACAGCAUGGACAUUUUGAGGAGGUUGAUCAUUCUGAAAGGUUUGAAUCCCAGUCUGAUGAGUUGGAUGAUGAAAGCAUUCUGAAAAUAUCAAGAUCAUCACCAGAAUAUGAUAUUUCAGAUAUGCCAGAAUUGACCUCCCCUUUGAAGGGUAGAUUACUGGUUGGUGGUGUUUGGGAAAAGGUGUCUGAAGAGGAGUUACUCUUGAUAAAAUCAAAGAUGAAAUUGUUGUUGUAAUAUCAUCUAGCUAGAUUUAUCUCUCAAUAGUCAAUUUUGUUUUGAGACAAAUUAUAGUGCUGCCUUGGAGCCGAGAAAGCAGUGCCCUUUCCCCCACAUUUGUUCAGUUUCUGCAGUAUUCAUCCUAUUUCUCAUAUUUUCAUUUUGUUACUAUUUCAUUUGCCCUAGAGAGAGUGGGUGACUAAGCCUUGAAAACUUGGUUUUCCUCUAAACUUGUCAUAGAAAUAUAGAAUACCUGAUCAUCAGCUACUUAUGAAAAGUUGAUCUUUA